ACCACUUUCCCUUCUCUCUCUAGAAAAUGCUGUCACUCACCCUGCUUCUCUCUCUAACCAUUUCCAACUCCAUACUGCUAGUAUUUGCUCACUAUCCCUACUCCACCUCGUCAUCGGAGUUGCUGUCCGAGUGGAGAUCUGCCAGGGCAACCUACUACGCGGCAGCUGAUCCGGCUGAUGCCGUCGGCGGCGCCUGUGGUUACGGUGAUCUGGAGGGGGCAGGGUACGGGAAGGCCACGGCUGCCCUCAGUACUGUACUGUUUGAGAAAGGACAGAUCUGUGGCGCAUGUUUCGAGGUCAGGUGUGUAGAGGAUCUCCGGUGGUGCAUUCCGGGGACUUCUAUUAUUGUGACGGCCACUAAUUUCUGCGCUCCCAACUACGGCUUUCCUGCAGACGGUGGCGGCAAAUGCAACCCUCCCAACGCUCAUUUUGUUUUACCGAUUGAGAUUUUCGAGAAGAUUGCGAUUUGGAAGGCUUCAAACAUGCCCAUUCAGUAUCGCAGGAUAAAGUGCAGAAAGGAAGGGGGAAUACGUUUCACCAUUGAUGGAGCUGGAGUGUUCUUAUCGGUGCUGAUUAGCAAUGUUGGUGGUGCAGGAGAUAUAGCGGCAGUGAAGAUUAAGGGUUCCAGAACUGGAUGGCUUCCAAUGAAUAGGAAUUGGGGACAGAAUUGGCACAUAAAUGCUGACCUAAAAAAUCAACCACUUUCUUUCGAGGUGACUAGUAGCGAUGGCUUAACUCUUACAUCUUAUAAUGUUGCUCCAAAAGAUUGGAAUUUCGGACAGAACUUCGAGGGCAAGCAGUUUCUUGAGUAACAUACCACUGGACUGGAUCACAACCAUAGAACCUAGUCUUUUUGCGGAAUGCACACUGGAACAAUUUUUUCAAUUGUAUAAAAUAAACUGUAAGAAAACUUCCCCUGUUGUCUGUUUUUUUUUUUUUUUUGUUAACUGCAGUGUAAGAAAAAUGUUCACUGUAUGAUGAGUUAUUUGAUUCAAAUUGAAGAAAAGGUUUUAGGGUUUUAAUUUAUCGAUCUUGUCUCUGAUUAUAUGAUUUUGUUCCAUCAAUUUUGUUGGGACCGAAGGCCUACUCCAUCCUGUUCUUGUUUGUAUGAUUUUAACCAUCAAAUAUGCUUACCACAACUUCUUUCAUAUCCAAUACCGCCAAGGCUGCACAUCGUUUAAAACCAAACGAGCCUAC
Cynara cardunculus var. scolymus (artichoke) is the source of this 1197-nucleotide messenger RNA. Its product is annotated as expansin-A13. Gene Ontology annotation, biological process: plant-type cell wall organization. NCBI's taxonomy places the organism in Eukaryota, Viridiplantae, Streptophyta, Magnoliopsida, Asterales, Asteraceae. The coding region runs from base 27 to 812 and encodes 261 amino acids. The record is from RefSeq and is a predicted model, not a curated record. The transcript has 2 exons. Gene Ontology annotation, cellular component: extracellular region.